CAAUGCAUAAAGGAUGGAAAAAGUACUGCGGCCAGAAGACUUUGAGUGAGGCAACAAUGGAUGAAUAUUUAGGCACUUUAGGGCUCUUUCGAAAGGUGAUUGCCAAGGAUGCCUCUUGCCUCUUUCGGGCUGUUUCUGAGCAGUUGUUUUACAGCCAGAUCCAUCAUUCACAAAUCAGGAAAGUUUGUGUCUCAUAUAUGAAGGAACAUCAACAAGAUUUUGAGUCUUAUGUGGAGGGAUCUUUUGAGAAAUAUCUGGAACGGUUGGGAAAUCCCAAGGAGAUUGCUGGCCAGCUGGAACUAAAAGCUCUUUCUCAAAUAUAUAAGCGAGAUUUCAUUCUUUAUCAGUCUCCUGGAAAGCCUCCAACUCAAGUCACGGAUAAUGGCUUUGAAGAAAAGAUUCUUCUUUGUUCUUCAAAUAAUGACCAUUAUGAUUCUGUGUAUUCAAAAGAAUUUCAGUCAACUGCAGGAGUUUGUCAAGCUAUAUUAUAUGAAAUGCUUUAUAAAGAUGUUUUUGAUGUGGAGGAGGAAUUAUUGAAAACUGCAGUUGAUUUGUUCCGAAGUGGCUCCAGGAGAAACAAAAACCAUGCCACGACUGGAAAUGCAGAAGGCAAUACUGAUCAGAAAAGCUCAACCGAGAAUAGCAAUGAAGAGGUUGGUGCCUGCUCCAAUGUCGAAAGUACACCAAAAGCCAGUAAACAAGGAACAGAAGAAGUAAAGUUUUCAGAAAAUCCACCGAAGAUGCCUUUUCCUUAUAAGGUGCUGAAAGGUCUGGCUCCAGAAAUCUAUCGCAAUAUAGAAUUUGAUGCUUGGUUGGACAGUAAUAAAGAACUUCAAAAACCAGAAUGCACGGAAUAUGCUGGAAGACAUUACUGUUUGGGCGACAAGUGUCAGGUUUUCAUGGAACCAGGUGGAAAAUAUUACAAUGGUCAUAUUCAAGAAAUUGAAAAUGAUAAAAACUCAGUAGUAGUUUUCAUUGAGGAAUUGGCAGAAAGGCAUGCAAUUCCACUGGCCAACGUAAAACCAGUCAACCAAGUGGCACUUCUUCCUCCCUGGAAUGCUAUACCUCUUCAUCAAUUAACAGGUUACCAGAGUCUAAAUGGAGUCUAUUUCCCUGAAAUGGUUAUGGCAGAGAUGAACAUGAAACAACGGAAGAAGAUGUUGAAGAAAGUUCGAGGGAAAGAAGUUUACAUGACUAUGGCUUAUAGCAGGGGAUGUCCCCUUCUGCCAAAUAGGAUUCAGCAUAAUAUGCAAUAUAGGCAUGACCCACUAUUGUACUACUCACAGACAACUGGCCAGAUUAUGUCUACUGGACAUUUCUACCCUCAACAUUCAUCUCAGAGACCAGGUUGGGGCUGUGGGUUGCCCAGGGAUUCAUCUCACUUACUAAACAGGCAAAACAUUCCAAAUCCUAAAGUUGGAUUUUAUCCUGGUCCAGGUAGAAAGUGCUGCCAGAGCUCUGAUAAUGUCUCAAAUAAGUCUCGGCGUAGCCACCGUAAAACAAAUAAGGGAUGCCAGUAUGGUUUUGCUCCAGAGAAUGGAGCGGAAGAAGCUGUUACAUAUUAUGCACUUGAAGAAGGGAAUGAGACUGCUUAUCCAACUUUACCUAGAAAUGGUGGUCCCUCUACAACGAAUCCUGCUGCUUCAGCAUGUUACAUGGCAAGGAAGGGCUAUAGCUCAAGCAAACCAGCUUUGAAUGGAAAAAACAGCAAAGUCCAGUGUGACAACGAACAAAACUAUGAAACUUCCAGUGUAUAUACCUCAACUGUAUCGACAGCAAACCUGUCUCUUCAGGACAGUGGACCAUGUUCUGUGCCUCAAGACACAGUUACCUCAUACAACUACCAUCAGCAGAUAUUAGAAAGUUCUCCAGCAAUUGCAGCUUCAUGGGCCAGCCAUGUUCCAGUUCUAGGUUUAUCUAAUUGUACAGGAGAUAAUCAAUCUGUCAGUAACUCUGAUGUUCCUUCACAAAAUGCCACAGAACCUGUCUUUGUACCUCCACCUGCACAAGACAAUCCAGGCUAUCUUCAGCCUGCUGCGGAAGCAGCCCCAGCAGUAGCAGCACCACUACCAUUGCCGCCUCCGCCACCUCCUCCUCCGACUCAUCUUGAAGCAGGAGAUGCUUCUGGCUUACCUCUGCCACCCCUGCUACCACCUUAUUCCUAUGAUCCAAGUGGGAGUGACCUACCCCAAGAUACAAAAGUUUUGCAGUACUAUUUCAAUCUUGGAUUGCAGUGCUGUCAUCACAACUAUUGGAACUCCAUGUUCUAUAUGCCACACAUGCAGCAGCAGCAGCAGCAGCUUCAUGUCGAGAGUUAUCCAGAGUACACCGAGCAACCUCUGGUAGACCAAAGUGUUCCUCACUUGUAUGGUGAUGUAGUGAGAACAGAUGACACACAGGUGGAAGUGUCAACAAAUGAUACAUUUCCCAUGGCUGAAGCUAUGCCUGUCCCUCAGGGAGCAGUCUAUUAUCCAAUUAUGUCAUAUCCCUAUGGGGCGCCUCUGCCAGGUUUUGAUUCCUGUAUUCCUGUUGCAUCAGAUUAUUCCAGUAUUGUCAUGUGGCAUCCAGUUGGUGCAGCAUAUGGUGCUUCUGCCCAAGUCCAUGGUGCUAUUAAUUCUGGGCCAGUGAGCUAUGUAUUUCUCCCUAACUCACCUCAAUAUACACCUCAGAAUUAAGAUUUUGGCGAUAUGUAAUACCUUUCUGCUGCCAUUUUUACUGUUAUUGUUCAUAAAUGUCUUAUGUUAGUCUUUAAGUGGUUUAGUUGGUAAGAAUGUUCAGUAUCAUAUGUCUUUAAAAAUUAUUUUACUUUAGAAGCAAAUCUUUCUUUAAAACAAAGGGAUAUUACUUUGUAUUAUGAAUAAGAAAGUUGGAAUGAAUGUACUACUAGUUCAUUGGCAGCAGCUUCCUCUUAACCAGCUUGUUAACAUUGUGUUAACUGAUGAUGCCAAUGGAUAAAAGAAGGAAAAUAUACAAGCUCUUUUCUUAUGAUAUGAUCACCUUAAUCCACUGUUUAAAAUUUGUAUGAUUUCCACUUUUCACGAAAUUUAAAAAGAGAGAAAAAAUAACUCAACCAAACAAGAGACUAUGCUACUGAGCAUUUGUUUAUACUGAAAGAGAGUUCUUCAAGUUUUGUUUAGAAUUGUCAGAACUGCAUUUCUGUCUGAUAGUGAUCAGUUGUGAAGGCACAUGGUAUUCUGCUUCAUGUUCGCCAGAGAUGGUAUUGUUAAAUACUGGAUUUACAGAACUGUCCCACUGUACAGUAUUAUGGUGUCCUUUGCACAAUUUGCAGUAAAUAAAAA
Molecule: messenger RNA, 3299 nt
Organism: Psammomys obesus (fat sand rat)
Lineage: Eukaryota; Metazoa; Chordata; Mammalia; Rodentia; Muridae
Product: putative bifunctional UDP-N-acetylglucosamine transferase and deubiquitinase ALG13
Exons: 23
Coding region: 3-2675 (890 amino acids)
Biological process (GO): protein deubiquitination
Molecular function (GO): cysteine-type deubiquitinase activity
Source: RefSeq, a predicted model, not a curated record